AUGGCUGCACAACAACCGAACGAUAAUCCAGUCACUUUAAACCAGCCAUGCAAGUCUUGCAAAGUCCUCGAGUUCGAUGAUUCAUCCUUCGGUGGAGAGUCUAAGGCCAGUGAUGAUGGAACUCCCUUAUCUAUGCUGAUAGAGCAAGACUACUUUUGA
Fusarium odoratissimum NRRL 54006 is the source of this 159-nucleotide messenger RNA. RefSeq lists its product as uncharacterized. The transcript has a single exon. NCBI's taxonomy places the organism in Eukaryota, Fungi, Ascomycota, Sordariomycetes, Hypocreales, Nectriaceae. The record is from RefSeq and is a predicted model, not a curated record. The coding region runs from base 1 to 159 and encodes 52 amino acids.